Molecule: messenger RNA, 2445 nt
Organism: Ustilaginoidea virens
Lineage: Eukaryota; Fungi; Ascomycota; Sordariomycetes; Hypocreales; Clavicipitaceae
Exons: 2
Coding region: 1-2445 (814 amino acids)
Biological process (GO): DNA replication initiation; mitotic G2 DNA damage checkpoint signaling; mitotic DNA replication checkpoint signaling
Source: RefSeq, a predicted model, not a curated record
AUGGCAUCUUCACCACUUGUAGAUGAUGACGCGUACUCGAUAGACCCGUCAAAACCUCUUCGGGACGUCAUUGUCUGCUGCACAAGCAUUCCUCCAGACCAGCGGACCGAGAUUGCCCAAAAGGUCGACGAGCUUGGCGGUAUUCACAAAUACGAUCUCACCCCAGAGGUCACCCAUCUUAUCGUCGGCGACUAUGAAACGCCCAAAUAUCGUCAUGUCGCGCGGGAGAGACCCGAUAUAAGAGCCAUGGAUGCCGCUUGGAUCGAAGCGAUCGCGGAGCUAUGGAAAAACGACCUGGAACUGGAUUUCCUAUCCCUGGAAAGGGAGCAUCAGCUCAGGGCUCUCGAGAAGAGCGGGUCAGAAAUAGCAUCCGCGCACCAGGAACAAUCCACAGGUCGCCAGUCCUUGCUGAUAUGCUUGACGGGGUUCGGAGAGCAACGAGACGACAUCGCCGCCAAGAUCGUCGCCCACGGCGGACGCUACACGGGCGAUUUGACGAGGAAAUGCACCCACCUCAUCGCGAGCAAGCCCGAGGGCAAGAAAUUUACCGCUGCCAAGUCCUGGAACAUCUACACCGUCACCCUGGAUUGGCUCGACAAGAGCAUCGAGCGCGGCAUGAUAUUGGACGAGUCCCGAUUCGAUCCGUUGCUACCCGUCGAGGAGCAAGGCCUUGGUGCCUGGAUCAAGAAGGAUCCCAGGCGAGCUUCUUCUCUCGGGAAACGAUCCAGGUCUUUGGCUUCGAUUGUGGCGGAGGACAAGGGGGCCAGGAAACUGCGCAAGACUGCGAGCAUGAAACUAAACUCGCAGCGAGACCACCUCUGGGGAGAUAUCCUGGGCCAUCCUGGCUCCGGCGACGACUCGUUUGCUGCGGAGCAGCCAUCCAUGGAACCGCAUCCGCAUCCGCAUCAUGCCCUUGCCGAGGCCAGCAGCACCCGCCGCCAACCCGAGCCCUUCCGACACUUUGAGGUGACUCAGAAGGAAGGGGUCUUUAGGGGGUGCGUCUUUGCCAUUCAGGGCUUUUGCCAGAAGCGCUACACGGUGCUCCAAGACACCAUAACCACUCUGGGCGGCGCCGUGGCGUCGUCGCUGCAGGAAGUCAUCUCGGGCGGCGCCGAGGCCGAUGAUUUCCACCGCUUCCUGAUAGUGCCGCAGCUGUCGCGGCCUGACUCGCUCCCUGACGCGUCGUCUCGCGACGGCGUCGAGACGGUCACCGAGUUCUACAUUGAGAAAUGCCUGCACGGCAAACAGUUCUUCCACCCGAGCGAGCACGUGCUGGGGCAGCCUUUCCCCGUGUUCCCGAUCCCCGGCUUCGCAGAGCUCGUGAUAUGCAGCGCCGCGUUUACCGGGCUGGAGCUGAGCCAGAUUGCUCGCAGCUUGACCCAGCUGGGGGCCAAGUUUGAGGAAGAGUUUCGGCGGUCGACAAGCGUCCUGGUUUGCAGGUCCCUGAGCGCCAUGCGCAAGGACAAGCUGCGCUACGCCCUAGAAUGGGGCGUUCCCGUCGUGCCGGCGGACUGGCUGUGGGAAUGCAUAGCCACGGGCUCCCGCGUCCCCCUCGACAAGCACAUCUUUGCGGAGCUGCGGAGCCGAUAUCAAGCGAAGCCAUCCGAGGCAGCCGAGGCAGCCGAGGACGACGACGACGACGAGAAGCAGAAGAAGCAGAAGAAGCAGAACAAGGGAAAGCAACCCAGCCAAGUCGGGGGAUCAUCAUCCGGCGCGUCAGACACGCGCCCAACGCCAGCAGCGUCGAAAGCCAAGAUUAUCGGCGGGUUUGAUGCAAGCGACUUUGACGACUUUGCGCCGGGACCGGGAAAGAAGAGCCAGCCGGCAACGCCAGCAGACUCCUUCCCGGCCAAGAGUCGGCCGCCGACGGCCACGCUCGCCAAGGCAGGCACGGACGAUCCGCUGGGAGAAGUGUCCGAGGCCCGCCUCAACAAGUCCCCGCCGCCUGCGAAGCGCGCAGCAAACGAAGCUGCCGCCGAGAAGCCCGCGCCGUCGCCAGAAGAGGCCGCCUCCGCCUCCGCCUCCGCCUCCGCCCCCGCCGCAGCGGAAGCAGCGCGCGGGACGGCCGCCUCCGCAGCCGCCAGACAGCAGAGCAGGGCGUCCGAGCGGCAGGCCCUGUCGUCCAAGCUCUCGAGCCUGAUGCACUCGGCGGCCGACUGUCCCGCCCAGGACGCGGCCCGGCCUCGACGUCGCCAGAUCCUAGGCCGCGCCAUCAGCAACGCCUCCAACGCCAGCAGCGCCGCGAGCCUCGACGGCGCCAGCGGCGCAUCAGGCCCUCGGCAGCUGACGGACAGCUUGAGGGCCGCCGUGGCGGCUGGUCUCGACGACCAGGACAGCCUGGACAGCCUGGCGCCGCCGGCGGCCACGCAGCUCGAGUACGCAGACCCCGAUGCCCAGCAGGUCAAGGAGGCAAUCAUGAGCAGGAUGAUGGGCGGCGGCGUUUAA